AUGACAGAGAACGGAGAGAACGAAACACCGCCCGUGAAACGUCGUGCCUUAACUGCGAUAAAACGUCCUCUGCCGUUGUCUGCACAAAAAAAACAAGAGAGUACCGGGAAAAAACGUAGAGCGAUUGCGGCCACACCAAUAAACAUUAAACAGGCAUUAGACGGCGGGAACACCAUGCGACCGGAUACUGCAAGUUCGAACAUGGUUGAAGGCUCGAUUACUCAGCCGACAGUGACAGAGGCAGCUUCCGAAGAAACGCCGUCUAAAAUGUUACGAAAAUUGUCCAGAGCAUUGGUCCAGAGUAAACAGACACAAAGAAAACGUAAUAGCACCCCCCGCAAACCGAAAACGCGUCAUACGCCUAAUACCGCGCGUUUCACCCCAAGUUCUACACGAAGGUCAUCAAAGAAACCGAAUAUCAGGAAUAGUGAAAUAAAGAUAAGGAAAAAACAAACUCCACAAGAUUUGUUGAGAGUAUUGUCGCGAGCUCCGGGAUUUGUGCAGAGGCCAGCUGAACGUGAGAUCAAGGAAGCAGACGCUGAAACACAUGUUCCCGAUCAGGUCGAACCCCAACCGAAAGACGGAGUAUCACAGCAACAAGAAAGUGAUGAAAACAAGGAAAAUGAGUUGGAUACGGAAGUACAACGUCGCAUGAUUCUAGGUGACAGCGAUGAUGAAUUCUCAAAAGUGUUUGGCGAUCAAAUAACCGAGACUAUCGAGUUCACCGGUGAAGUUGCUGAUGAUAUUCAAGAAAUCAUCCGCAUUCAAUCACCCGAAAACGUAUUUCGCAAGGGUGUUAUCGAUGAACGUGACUCUCCUAUAGUAGUCAGCAGACGUUUGUCGCAAACCGAUGCGGAACUUGCAUUUUGGAUGGGCGACUCUAGCGAGGCUCUAAAAAUUCCCCCAGGAGGUGCACCGUCCGCAAGGGGUUUAGAACCGUUCAACAGGCUGCUCAAUGAACUAAUGAAAGAAUCAUUGGAGGGAUUUCAGAGCCCGCCUCCAAACAAAGUAGCCAGCGAGCUUUUUAUUCGUGAUCCGAUACAACAUGAAGGUGAUGUUGAGUUGGAAUAUCAAUCAGAAUAUGAAUUUGAGUCGGACGGUGAAAAAAAAAGUGAACUGAGUGAAGAAUAUCAAUCGGGAUCGGAUAAUGAAAAGGAUAGUGAACAAGCACAUCAGGCUGCUUCCGAUGGCGAUACGAGUGCAGAGAUUGAGGAUAAAUAUGAGAAUGAAAUUGAAAAGUCGGAUGGCGGAAAUGAAAGUGAACGGGAAAUUGAAGAUCUGGAUGGUGGAAAUGAAAGUGAACGGGAGAUUGAAGAUUUGGAUGGUGGAAAUGAAAGUGAACAAGAGAUUGAAGAGUUGGAUGGUGGAAAUGAAAGUGAACAAGAGGUUGAAGAGUUGGAAGAUGGUGGAAAUGAAAGUAAACAAGAGAUCGAAGAGUUGGAAGAUGGUGGAAGUGAGAGUGAACAAGAGAUUGAAGAGUUGGAGGAUGGUGGAAAUGAAAGUGAACAAGAGAUUGAAGAGUUGGAAGAUGGUGGAAAUGAAAGUGAACAAGAGAUUGAAGAGUUGGAAGAUGGUGGAAGUGAGAGUGAACAAGGUGUCGAGGAGAAUUUUGAAUUCAGUGACGAUAAUAAUUAUGAUUAUGAGGGUGAAGUGGAUUUUCGAUCAGAAUUAGAUGCUCGGAUCGGAGGCGAAUGUGAAGAUAACGAUGGGACGGCAUACCAAUGCGUGGUGGAUAGCGAGUGUGAGAAUGCAACGAUGUCUAGACUUGAGAUCGAGGCUGAAGUAAACGGAAUGCAUGAAAGGAGUAGAAAAAAUCCAAGACCAAGGUGUGUUACGAUUGCAUAUCUCUAG
Acaulospora colombiana is the source of this 1851-nucleotide messenger RNA. The record is from the annotation of a GenBank genome assembly. NCBI's taxonomy places the organism in Eukaryota, Fungi, Glomeromycota, Glomeromycetes, Diversisporales, Acaulosporaceae.